ACCAAAUGUCAGUAUUUUUGUGUGGAAAUAGGUUUAUUUUAAUUGUUAUCGUACAAUCAUUAUUAAGCCAACGAAUUUUUGCACAAAAACACCAACUUGUUUAGUCUGUAAAUAAUUUCACAUUGUGCUUUAAUCGAUAAGUGCGCAGUUGCACACAAUACUUACAUUGAAUUCUAACGCAGUCUUUGUACGCAUAGCGUUUUUUCAACGCAUUGAUGUCACGCAACUUAAACAAUCCACCCGUUGGACAUCGUGAUUAUGGCGCUACGUCGAGUAGUACCAAUGCCAUUAUGCCAGAUGUGAGUUUUUCGGGUUUCAGCCCCACUGAAUUCAUGUCGCUAAGUGAGGAUAUUGGACAGAAUAUCAGUGCUGUAAAUUCAAGUUCACGACAAUUGGAGAAGAUACUUAAAGUAAUUGGUACACGACGCGAACAGCAGGCUACACGUAACAAAGUACAUAAUAUACAUGCCGAAGCAAAUACGCGCAUCGAUACGAUCAGUCGUGAUAUACAACGAUUAACAGCGGUCGUUAGACGUGGUGACAAACAACAGAAGCUGCAAUUGGAGAAGUUGACCAAUGAUUUUCGCAAUGUUGUGGAGAAAUAUUCAUCCGUGCAGAAGCGUAUCACUGCGGCUAUGCGUCAAAGUAUUGAACAGUUGGGACAACAACAGGAUGAGCAAGCAGAAGCAGAGCGUGCGGAAUUUCUACAGGAGCAGGCACAAAUAACAGCUGGAUUACAAUUCGAACAAGAUAUGCUGGUGGAUCGCGAACGUCAGCUGCGUCAGAUUGAAGCUGACGUGCUGGACGUAAAUGCGAUCAUGAGGCGCGUCUAUGAUAUUGUACAAACCCAUGGUGAACAAGUUGAAAAUAUCGAAAAUAGCGUUGAAAACGCUGCUACGGACGUCGAAUUGGGACGUGAGGAAUUAGCUAAGGCCUCACAGUAUCGUCGUAGCUAUCGUCGCAAAAUUCUAAUACUUUUAGCCAUCGCUGUGAUAAUAGGAUUAAUUGUGACGGGCAUUAUUGUAGCAAAGCUAACUAGUUAAUUUGUUAAACUUAUUUGAUAUAUGUAUGUACGUGUUUAUAUGUUUAGAUGAUUACAACUAAAUACUAUGUUAUAUUGGAAAAUUCAGUCUCAAAGGACUGCUUUUUGGAGAACAACGGGCUAACACGCACACAAUUACAAUUACGACUAUACGCUUCUUCAAGAGACAUGUGGUCAUCUAAUAUUUUAUAUUAAUAUAAAUGUAUGUUUAGUAGUGUUGAUUAAAAUGUGUAAAGAUUUAAGAAACCAUAUUAAAAAUGCAACCAACGAAGGAAAUACAAAAAUACAUAUGUUUAACCAAUAAAUAUAUAUAAUACAUA
Messenger RNA from Bactrocera tryoni, 1362 nucleotides. It is a transcript of the gene Syx13, whose product is annotated as syntaxin-12. The record is from RefSeq and is a predicted model, not a curated record. Gene Ontology annotation, cellular component: membrane; SNARE complex; endomembrane system. The coding region runs from base 216 to 1043 and encodes 275 amino acids. Lineage: Eukaryota; Metazoa; Arthropoda; Insecta; Diptera; Tephritidae. The transcript is spliced from 3 exons. Gene Ontology annotation, molecular function: SNAP receptor activity; SNARE binding. Gene Ontology annotation, biological process: intracellular protein transport; vesicle fusion; vesicle-mediated transport.